CGCCCCCUGCGGCCCGAGUGCCCGCUCGCGCAGCUCCCACAAUGCACCGCACAAUGGCCCGACCGCCGCCACUACCGGGGCCUGAGCUGGCCUGGCGGAGCCCGAGCGCGGCCCGGCCCGCAGCGCGGGACCCCGAGCGCGGUGAAAAGAUUGUUUUCUGAAGGCUGCAUUGAAGGCUGUGACAGAGCAGAGAGUCCGUGUGAAGCUGAUGGGGAGGCUUUCUGAUUAACAUGGCCCUUCGCCAUUAGCCUUGCCAUGACCACAUUUUUCACCAGCGUCCCCCCCUGGAUUCAAGAUGCAAAGCAGGAGGAGGAAGUGGGCUGGAAACUAGUUCCCAGGCCUCGGGGCCGAGAGGCAGAGAGUCAAGUGAAGUGCCAAUGUGAAAUCUCGGGGACACCCUUCUCAAAUGGGGAGAAGCUGAGGCCUCACAGCCUCCCCCAUCCAGAACAGAGACCAUAUAGCUGCCCUCAGCUGCACUGUGGCAAGGCUUUUGCCUCCAAAUACAAGCUGUAUAGGCACAUGGCCACCCACUCAGCCCAGAAACCCCACCAGUGCAUGUACUGUGAUAAGAUGUUUCACCGCAAGGACCAUCUGCGGAACCACCUGCAGACUCAUGACCCUAACAAAGAGGCCCUCCAUUGCUCUGAGUGUGGUAAGAAUUACAAUACGAAGCUGGGCUACCGGCGCCACCUGGCCAUGCAUGCUGCCAGCAGCGGUGACCUGAGCUGCAAGGUGUGCCUGCAGACCUUUGAGAGUACCCAGGCCCUGCUAGAGCACCUGAAGGCCCACUCACGCCGGGUAGCAGGUGGUGCCAAGGAGAAGAAGCACCCCUGUGACCACUGUGACCGCCGGUUUUAUACUCGUAAGGAUGUGCGGCGGCACCUAGUGGUGCACACAGGCCGUAAGGACUUCUUAUGCCAGUACUGUGCCCAGCGGUUCGGCCGCAAAGACCACCUGACGCGUCAUGUCAAAAAGAGCCACUCGCAGGAGCUGCUCAAGAUCAAGACAGAGCCAGUGGACAUGUUAGGCCUACUCAGCUGCAGUUCCACGGUAAGCGUGAAGGAAGAGCUGAGUCCUGUGCUGUGCAUGGCCUCUCGGGACGUGAUGGGGGCCAAGGCCUUCCCUGGCAUGCUGCCCAUGGGCAUGUAUGGCGCCCACAUCCCUACUGUGCCCAGUGCAGGCGUGCCACACUCCCUGGUGCACAACACGCUGCCCAUGGGUAUGAGCUACCCUCUGGAAUCCUCACCUAUCUCUUCCCCAGCUCAGCUCCCUCCAAAAUACCAGCUUGGAUCUACCUCAUACUUGCCCGACAAAUUGCCCAAAGUGGAGGUGGAUAGUUUUCUGGCGGAGCUUCCUGGAAGCCUGUCUCUCUCAUCCGCUGAACCCCAGCCCGCCUCACCUCAGCCGGCGGCAGCUGCGGCCCUCCUAGAUGAAGCACUGCUCGCCAAGAGCCCCGCUAACCUCUCUGAGGCCCUCUGCGCUGCUAAUGUGGACUUCUCCCACUUACUGGGCUUUCUUCCACUCAACCUGCCCCCGUGUAACCCACCUGGGGCCACAGGAGGCCUGGUCAUGGGCUACUCCCAGGCUGAGGCGCAGCCCCUGCUCACCACUUUGCAAGCUCAGCCUCAAGAUUCCCCGGGAACUGGGGGACCACUGAACUUUGGGCCUCUGCACUCCUUGCCUCCUGUCUUCACCUCUGGCCUGAGUAGCACCACCCUGCCUCGUUUCCACCAAGCAUUCCAGUAGCCCCUACGGAGGUCCUCAGCUCAGUCUUUGGCUCUGUCCAGGAGCCAUAGUACCCACCCCGUCCGUGUCCCCGAUGAAGGCAGCUGAGCUUUCAGAGCUGGGUUCAAAAAGAAAAAAUUCCAGUGUCUGUAUGGAGCACUUGGUUUAGGGGUUCAGGCUCCAGGAUCGAUACCACGAGGAGCUUUGAGUCCCAACCCCGUGAAAAAUCUCACAUCAUAGGACUUCAGGUAUUUUUACUUUUUUUUUAUCUGAAUCGGGAGCCACACUUAGUCCUCUUCCUCUCCAAAGCGUCAGAACCUCCUCCUCUUUGGAGAAGGGGGAGGCCUCUUGGAGACACAGAGGGUUUCCUCUUGGAUGACCUCAAGAGAAAUCGCCCAAGAAGCCCGCCUUCUGGUCCUAACCUGCAGACCCCACAGCAGUCAGUUGGUCAGGCCCUGCUGUAGAAGGUCACUUGGCUCCAUCACCUGCUUCCAACCAAUGAGCAGGAGAGAGAGCCUCUGUUCUUCCCGACCACCCCAAUCCCUACUGUACCAGCACCUCCGUUUCCAGUCAGUGUUGUCCAGCAACGGUACCGUUUACACAGUCGCCUCAGAUACACCAUUUCACCUCCCUUGCCAAGCUGUUAGCCUUAGAAUGAUUGCAGUGAACACUGUUUACACACCGUGAAUCCAUUCCCACCAGUCCAUUCCAGUUGGCACCAGCCUGAACCGUUUGGUACCUGGUGCUAACUGGAGCCCUGUUUACAAGGCGGAGUCGGGUCUUACUGACUUCUCUUCACUUGAGGUCACAUUUUUCCCCCGUGGGGAAAUAAAUUGACUUUGGACUGCUUCAGUCUCUCCCAUCUUCGAUGACUGCAUCUGUUCCUGCCUUCCUCGGCAGUGUCCAUAGGAGACGGGCAAGAAGAUCGGAGCAGUUUUCUCACAGGUCUACAGUUCUGUUUUUCUCCAAGUACAUCAUGACCCCUUCGUCCUCCUUUUGAACUGGAGAGGGGAAGAAAUGAAAGGCACGCAUACUUCUAUCGCCUCCCCAUUCCCUAAUCCCCACCCUGAACAUCAUGUGCUGUUGUUAUUUGUCUUGGAAGGAGGGACUCUGGGUUCUAGGUUGGAGUGGAUAGCAAAGGAGAGGGUAUGAGUCCCUCGUUUGUCUGUCUCCUAUCUGUCCCUUUUCCAGGAAGUUGUGGAAUUGUUGGAAGAAGAGUUUUCAGAAAGUUAGGAUUGGGCAGUUAAGUACAUUGUUGCCCCCCAUACCAAAUUUUUUCUUAGCCACAAUGUCCCUUCUGUCUCUUCCACUUUGUAGUCCCCAUGGACUCAGGCCACUGUGCAUAGGCUUCUCUGCUCUCCAUCAAAGAACUUCAACCUUCUUGUGGCCCCUUUCGGUUUUGCUCCUAAUAUCCAGCAAGGUUUCUUGCAACAAAUGAUUAGUUCUCUUCUGACUUGGGGGGCUAUUGCUACAGACAGCAAAGCCCUUGCCCAGAACCCAGACGAACCCCAUCCUUGCUUCAUCUCAGUUCUGCAUGGGCUUCGCACUUCCCACUUGAGGAAGGGAGGCACCUCAGGGACCUCCGUUGUGGGACCCUCUUGAGACACCUGAUUCAGAAACACACUUCUACCUCUUUACUGUUAACUCCUACAGAUGCAGCCAGCAAGUUCUGGGCACUUCUCUCACUGAGUGCCUAUUGCUGGCUUCUCCACUAGGGUUUCAGGACAAACUACCAAGGAACUGCCUCAGCCUCCCAUCAGUCCUCCCCACGCCCCUUCUGUCUAGACUCACUUUGGUUUUUCAUCAGGAACUGAGCAGGUCCAAGACUCAGGCUUCUGCUUCAGCCCAGGCCAGUACUCCUGUUUGAGGUGAAAGCCUUAAAAUUUAGCUCCCUGGCCCUUGAUUGGAAGCAAUGUGGAGUAAGUAAGCAUGUUUUGAUUUAGGCAGGGUAGUUCAGGAUACCUUUAAAAAAAAAAAAAACCAGAUAUAAAAAUGUCUGGCAAGAUUAGAAUCAGACUAGGCGAUUUGCUUCUAAAAAUUAGUUUCAGUGAGUCCCAGGGACUAGUUAAGGUUUAUUUUAAAAAGCGUCUACCUUGGUACGCAGACACCUCCUGCAUGCUGUGCAUGUUAUUGGGACUCGUAUUAUAGGAAAUGGUAUGUGAGAAUCCAAGUAGGACUUGCUGCUGCCAUUCUCCUUGUUGUAUCUGGUCUUCAUCACUAGACCCAGCAACCCUCCUUCCCUUGCCUGCCACCUUCCCUGCAUCCUCAGUUUGUAGAGGCAAAUGGGCCUCUGGCCACAGAAUAUAAAGUCCUGGGCUGUUAGAGGAGUCCUGUCCUCUCUGCCUGCUCUUUCCUGUCCCUCCCUUGAAUUCUUUCUCCCCAUAGGAGAUGCUGGGAAACUAAGAACCGGCAAAGCAACUAUUUAAAACCAUUUCACUGGGACCUACUCCCACCUCCUUCUUGUCUUCUUGCCUCCCCCCACACACACUCCUGUCUCUUUCCUUCUAUCCUUUCCUCUUCCCUCAGUGCCCUCACCACCCACAAGGAAUUUUCCCAUCACUGUGAAUUUUGCUGGUGCAGAGGAAUAUUAUCUGCCUUUACCUCUUUUUUGGACCAUAGCCACCCAGCCAUUUCUUAAACCCCCCUUCCCAAAAUUAAAAAAAAAAAAAAAGCCUUAUUGGCCUGGUUCUUCAAAGGAUAAGAGUCUCUUUAUCCUACACUCAUUACCCAGACUCACUUCAGUACUUUACUGAGGCCCGAGAGCCUGAGGGACAUCUGCCCAGGACAGGAGCCAUGGCAUGUGGCAAAGACCAAUCAGGGACCAGAAAAAAGGAGUGAUGUCCCCCCUUCUCCACCACUUCCAGCACCUGUCAGUGAUGAGCUGCCUGAACAGUGGGGCAAGCACCUCCCACCCCACACAGUAGUUGGUCAGGGCUGAGUGCAAGGGAUGACAUGCCCAGGUAUCAGCUCAAAAGAUCUCUGCACCAUCUUAAAGAGGUGGGAGGCAGGGAAAGGAGCACCAAUGAAAUUUUUCCCUUCAACCUUUUGUUAAUGGAAACCGGGGAAGCAGGUGUGAUUACUUUUUUGCUCAUAGAUAUUGUCCUAAGUUGGAAUUCUCCUACUACCCUAAACCUUCCCUAGUAGUCCUUUGAAUCCCACCCUCCCUUUUUGGUAGCUGUUUCCUCCGCCCUCUUUCCACCUCCCCUCUUAUCUAGGAGCUGUUUUUAAGCACGAUUUUUUAACAGGUUAUAUUGUACAGGAUCAAUAUUUUGCUUUUUAACAAGGAUAUUUAUGUAAUAAGAAACUUUGCCUUAGGCAGGUGUUGGCCAGAAAAAGUCCAGAUUCCUCUGGGACCCCACCCUGGCCUCUCCUGGAGCUCUGAACCUGCUGUGGAAGGAAUUGGCUGUGACCUUCACCACUGGAGAGUAGGGUCUGUGGCGAGGGGAAAGGGGUGUUCACCGUGAUUAAUCUGGUGCCUCCAUGGAGAGGUUUGGAAGAAUUCAGUCCAGUUUCUUCGUGUGUCAGCUGACUUCCUUAGCUGAUUCUCCCCAUAUGCACCUCUCCACCUCUGCGUAUUUGGCACUAGAACUCCUGAAACACCACUUCUCAUGCUCCUCCCUCCCUCCCAGCGGUCAAGGCUUUGGAGCCACUCUUUUGUAAUGCCAGAUUAUUUAAAGAGAAAAAUACAAGACAAAAAUCUUCUAGCACUUUGUAAACACAGUGAAUAACCUCUUGGAGUAUUUUUGGCUUUAUAUAAAACAAGGUUUUUAAUUGUAAAAUAUAAGUGCCAUUAGAAAAUGCACAGGGCGUAUCUUUGUUAAAGUAGAUUUUUCAAUGUUUUACAGAAUUACAUUUUCAAAAGUUUUUAUAAUGAAGUUGUUUAUUAAAAACUUCUGAAUGAUGUG
This is a messenger RNA of Microcebus murinus (gray mouse lemur), 5630 nucleotides long. It is a transcript of the gene PLAGL2, whose product is annotated as PLAG1 like zinc finger 2. Gene Ontology annotation, biological process: negative regulation of transcription by RNA polymerase II; regulation of cytokine production; regulation of immune system process. The record is from RefSeq and is a predicted model, not a curated record. Gene Ontology annotation, cellular component: nucleoplasm. Gene Ontology annotation, molecular function: RNA polymerase II cis-regulatory region sequence-specific DNA binding; DNA-binding transcription repressor activity, RNA polymerase II-specific; DNA-binding transcription activator activity, RNA polymerase II-specific. Lineage: Eukaryota; Metazoa; Chordata; Mammalia; Primates; Cheirogaleidae.